AUGAUAGUACGUACUGUUAAAAUUCGAUCAUAUCAUUCCUAUCGGUGUCUUUGUUAUCCUUUGCAGAUAGCCUGCCUCAUUGCCCUGUUGUCGGCGUCUACCAACGCUGACGGGCUUGGGGGUCUUGUUUAUGCGCCAGGACACUCAUCCCUAGAAUACUACUCAUAUCCUAGUUAUGCUUUUGAAUACGCCGUCCGAGAUCCACACACCGGUGAUAACAAAGCACAAUGGGAAAAACGAGAUGGGGAUGUUGUAAGAGGUGCAUACUCGCUAGUGGAGCCCGACGGCAGUGUGCGUGUAGUUGAAUACAGAGCUGAUGACAAGUCUGGUUUCAACGCCGUCGUCAAACGUAUCGGACCCAACUUGCACCCGGUCGCUACACCUAUAUACAAAGCGCCUCUUCCAGUUUUAGGUUAUAAAUCGGAAAUACCAAUCUCGAUUGGACCUGUCGCUGGAAUUGAGAAACUCUCUAACGCUCCACUCUUAAAUGGACCAUAUCUUGGCGGUGGUGCAAUUUCACCUGAAAUCCUGUACAAAACUCCUGCGCCUGCAGUUAUAAAAGAAGUAGCUCCGAUCGCACCAAUCAUCCCUGCUCCCAUCAUAAAGAGCCCAAUUUAUUCUGCACCUUUAUACGACCAAUCUCUACUCCAAGCUCCAAUUCUUAAAAAAGCUCCACUGCUACCCCUCCAACUGUCACAACCCAUAUACCCAGUAUAUCCAUUAUUAAAGGCCCCUCUUCCUGCUCUUAAAUAUGGACCUCUACCUAAUGCUGGCCUUUAUGACUUGGGUCUUUUGGGAAAAGAACUAUUAAAUGAAAAAUUACUGUUGGACUACAAGGGAUACGAUGGUGCAGGAUUAGAUUACAAAGGUUACGCUGAUAUUGGAUUGGGGUAUAAAGGAGGAUAUGGUCAUUAAUUUAUUUAAAAAUUAGCAUCUGAUUCACGACAAAAUAGAUGAGACAAAUAUGCCGCUAUCUAUAAUACUUAGAUUCUAUGUCUUCGGUGCAAUGUUAUUCACAUUGCUUGAUAGUAGUUGGUCAAUGAAAUGUAAAAUAUUAAACCUUAAUUUAUGACAUAGGUUAGUCGAACAUUGUAUUAACACGAAUAAAGCAUUCACCACUGUGUGGUAAUCAA
Molecule: messenger RNA, 1133 nt
Organism: Vanessa tameamea
Lineage: Eukaryota; Metazoa; Arthropoda; Insecta; Lepidoptera; Nymphalidae
Gene: CPR135
Product: cuticle protein-like
Exons: 4
Coding region: 1-915 (304 amino acids)
Cellular component (GO): extracellular matrix
Source: RefSeq, a predicted model, not a curated record